Molecule: messenger RNA, 2379 nt
Organism: Trematomus bernacchii (emerald rockcod)
Lineage: Eukaryota; Metazoa; Chordata; Actinopteri; Perciformes; Nototheniidae
Gene: minar1
Product: membrane integral NOTCH2 associated receptor 1
Exons: 3
Coding region: 1-2379 (792 amino acids)
Biological process (GO): negative regulation of cell population proliferation; negative regulation of TOR signaling
Cellular component (GO): plasma membrane
Source: RefSeq, a predicted model, not a curated record
AUGGCUAACCUGCAGCAGGAAUACUCUGGGGUCCUUCUGGGGAUACUGGAGGAACUGGCCAAUAUGCGUCAAUGGCUGACCUUCCAGGAUCUUUGUCGCAUGGUCAGCACCCGUUUUGACCUGGAGAACCUCGUUGAGCUCCGGAGUUUACUGUUUGCUGCUGCCAGCCAGGACCCCUGUUUCCCGGCAACUCUAUUCAGAGACCGGGUUUCCACCAGAGGCCAGGGGCUAUCCCCCAUAGGCGUCGCUGCAGAUAUUGUAACAAUAUUCAAUCUUAUUCAAAUGACCGCAGGGGCUCCUGAUGACAGCCAACCAAUGAUCCUCCCCGCCGAUCAGUCCCCCGGCCCCAACCUUCCUGGAAUCCAACAGCUGAACCUUUCUGGUCGAGAAAGACCACGUGCCCACUCUGACUCCGGUGGCAGGCCGAUCGAUGAGCACUUGCUGCUUCCAAGAUCUAAUUACUCUGCCCACAAGCGAGGAAGUCUUCCCCCUGAUCCCAUCUCACUUCUGUCCUCCCCUCCAAUCAGGACGAGGGCUGUGUCUUUCAGCUUGCCUCACACCACACUUCUGUACCCCAGUGGUCAAAUCUACAACGAGGUCAUGGAUAAUAUGUACCUACCUUUGGAGACAGAAAGCGUGUCUAGUGGAGAUUCUGCGCCCAUAGAAGUGUUUGAAGAUGAACAGGGAUCGUCUGUCGACCAGAAGAGAAGCAUCUUUAAGAAAGACUUCCAUAACCGGCCGCCUCUAAUACCGCAGGUGACUGUUAACAGCGAGUCUCCCAGUCCCAACACAGGACAGAAAGGCUUUGACAAUCUGAGCUUCGAAAAAAUCCAGAAUCCUUACCCAUCACCAGCAACAGUCCACCAAUCAACAGAGCCGUGCGUUAAACAUGAGAGCCUCGAUGACCUACAGGACUCAACUUACUUUGGACCCCGGCCAAUCCCAGAGUGGUCUCCUCGGCACCUACAACCUCCCAGGACCCAAAAGCCCUUCUGGAGCAACAAGAGUCACAGUCUAGAGGAUCGGAUAGGCCUGGGGAGCAUUGGAAUAGGAGGGGGACAACUUCCAAGACGUUCAACCCCUGUUAUGAGCAAUUUAGGGGGGUCCUCAGGAGGUGAGAGUGGGGAUAGUGGAUUGCCAGGUGGAAGCGAUGGAGUUAAGGCUCAGGGAACACAGACGGACCCGCCGGACACCCGACGCCUCCGGAGCUUGGUCCACGCUGAUCGUUUCUCCUUCAUGACCUCAUUAGAUGACCCAGAGUUAGGUGAGGAUGACAUCAGCGCCAUCUUUCGCUUCUUAGAUGAUAUAAGCAUGUGCGGUUCCACGGGAGUCCUGCACCCCAGUGAUGGACCAGGUGCCCUUAACCAGGACACCCAUGAGGCCAGACGCGGUCGCCUAGGGCAACUAUCAAGGCUUUUUCACUCCCUUGAAAGCAGCGAUGAUGGGCUCAAGGCCAGUGUAUGUAAGCUGCUGCUCCGUAUGAGCCAGAUAGAAAGACAACUUGGGACACUGAAUGAUGUAAAGGCUGAGAUUUCGCAGGUAUUGUCUGCACUGCAGCGGCUGGAUGAAAAGAUCCAGCAGCCUAUCACUGAUGGACAAGGCACCGGGCGAUGGCUGGAGCCUCUCAGUGGUGUCUCCUCCUUUAUGAGCCACCCUAUGACCCCUUCUGAGUCAUCGGAUCCUCAGCCUCUGUCAGUCUCUGAGCAUCUGUUCCCCGGGAUCAGCACGAGUAGUCUUGAAUGGAGCCGGUGGAACGCUGCAGGGGAGCAAACAGAAAGCAGCAAUGUUCUGGCUGAUUCAAAAGGGGGGAAAGAAGGGAAGAAGGAUGCAUCGUCUCGUCGCACCUCCAAAACCCAGAUUGAAGAAAAGGGGGUUUCUGAUUCUAAACAGCUAAUAGUCUCCAACUCUGCAAGAGACUGGACAGUGUCGUUUUCAAAAAGUAAAGAUGGCAAAGCUACACAUGGGCAGGCAGAUGAAUCAGGCAGCACAGCUCACCUACUCUCCAAAAAACCCAACCUGAUGGAACAAGUGUUUAAUUCGUCCCUGUUCCGCAACAAAGACAGCAGUCUAACAGGAGGACUUGCAUCUGGGAAGGUCCUGGAGCCCAGACUGUCUGAGGGAAGGGUGAGGCCCGUAUGGACUGUAGACGACAGAGAGGCCCGGAUCUCCCCUUUGGACUUACAGACCCAGGAAUCCCUGAACCCCAACAACAUGGAGUUCUGGAUGGACGACAUUUACUCUCCUGGCUACGAUGCUCUUCUCAGGCGUAAAGAGGCUGACCUCCGCCGGGCAAAGGUCUGCAAGCUGCUUGCACUCAUUCUCACUGCAGUGACUAUCAUUCUCAUCAUCGUCGUUCCCAUUUGCACCAUUGGGUCUUGA